Musa acuminata AAA Group (dessert banana) is the source of this 2050-nucleotide messenger RNA. RefSeq names its product NAC domain-containing protein 43-like. The transcript has 3 exons. Gene Ontology annotation, biological process: regulation of DNA-templated transcription. Gene Ontology annotation, molecular function: DNA binding. Lineage: Eukaryota; Viridiplantae; Streptophyta; Magnoliopsida; Zingiberales; Musaceae. Bases 274 to 1329 code for a protein of 351 amino acids. The record is from RefSeq and is a predicted model, not a curated record.
GUUACGUAUUCGUUGUUUCCCCUGUUCUUUUUCUCGAGUCUUUUUGAAGGUCAGCUGUCAUGGUUAUGCAUGCUGUCCUCUCUCUCUCUCUCUCUCCACAUUUCUGCCAUGGGGUGGGUGGCUUUCCUCUAGUCCAGCAUAACUAACCCCACUAGCCACAAGAAGGCCGAUCGAGAUCAUUGGUCCUCGCCGCAGAGCAGAGCGGUGGGACUCGAUAGAUAGAUAAAUAAGAACGUUUGCCUUCUUCUUCUUCUCCACCACUCGGCUGUGAGCAUGUCGGUGAAUGGGCGGCCCCGUGUGCCUCCGGGCUUCCGCUUUCAUCCCACCGAGGAAGAGCUGCUCUGCUACUACCUGAGGAAGAAGGUGACGUCGGAGGAGAUCGAACUGGACGUCAUCCGCGACGUUGAUCUCAACAAGCUGGAGCCGUGGGACAUACAAGAGAAGUGCGGGGUUAAUGGCGCAGCUCAGCAGAGCGAGUGGUACUUCUUCAGCCACAAGGACCGCAAGUACCCGACUGGCACGCGCACCAACCGAGCCACGGCGGCCGGAUUCUGGAAGGCCACCGGCCGUGACAAGGUGAUCUACUCCAACGCCCGACGAAUCGGCAUGAGGAAGACGCUGGUGUUCUACAAAGGUCGCGCUCCACGCGGCCAGAAGUCGGAUUGGAUCAUGCACGAGUAUAGGCUGGAUGACCAUUCCCACCUCAUCCCCCGAUCCGACAUGUGUGCUGCCGUGUCGGUGGGAGAAGCGACGAACCAAGAAGAUGGGUGGGUGGUCUGCCGAGUGUUCAAGAAGAAGAAGAACUACCACCACCGCAAGGCCAUCGACGACUCUAAGAGUUCUGUCAAGACCCAGUUGCUGCGCCCCGGCGGCGGCGACGACGCAUUGGAUCAGAUCCUUCAAUACAUGAGCAGAUCAUACACGCGAGAAAGCCAAGGGACGAGCGACAACGCCGCCGACAGGGCUAGCAAUCUUAGGCCGAUCGAGACCGUCUUCGGGUGUGGCCUGCAAGAGAUGUUCAUGAAGCUUCCGCCUCUCGACAGCCCGACGACCCUCGGAUCACCCCCAAGGAACCUCCCUCCUGACCGCUCCUACGACGACCACGCAAGCUACAGGUCGCCGGCUGCGAUCCAUGCAGGCGUCAGCGACUGGGCUGCCUUCGACCAGCUGCUCGCCUCCCAGCUCGGCGGCCCUCGCCACCCAUCUCCCUCGUCCGCAACACCGCACGCUGAUGAUUACCGACACGGCGGGGACGGCGACCUCUGGAGCCUGACGGCGGCGGCGGCGGCGUCACCGCUGUUUGACCGCACCAGCCCCGUCUCUCUAUAGAGAUAACGCAAGCUAGCAAAGAGUAGCGUCGUGACCGAUCUCUCGCGAAGAAGUACAUAUGAUGAUCAGUGAUACAUCGGUAGGACAAUAUGGUGUGACUGUGAUGUACGUGCGGCUCCCUUUUCAUGUCUGCAAUAAAACUCGGUCUCUCGUUUGCCGUGAUGAUAUAUGGAGACAUCGUUAUCUCUGCCGUCGCGAAAGCAGGGAAAGGUGGGAUGGAAAGGGGAACGGAAGGAGAGAGAAAGAAGAGGAUGGCGGGCGUUGGGUGGUCAUGCAAACGCGAUGCACCGAGAAAGCCAACCAUCGCAAAGUGGCUUUCCCUGUUGGAGUACGUACGUGAAGGAAAUACAUAUGCUGAAACCAACUGUUCUUCUUCCUAAACAUCUCCUUUCCUUCCUCGCCUGCAAGCAAGCUUACGAGAGAAAUCCGGAGCAUCUUGUGGCACAAAGCUGACACUAAAAGGAAAGCUCUACAGGUCCAUCUAUCAUCAAGCACACAAAGCUCCCUAUCUGCUUCCCGAUCCAUUGCUCUCGGGGUAGGUGAGCUGGGCCAGCAGCAGCCGAAGGGUUGGAGGAGAGGACAGAGAAGUCCCUGUUAACCGAGCUUCUCAGAGGAGACUGACAUGAUCCACUUACCUCGCAUGCCGUUCCUUUUUGACUAUUAGGCCAUGGGAAUGUGACCUCCCAAGGAUUUGCUGCUCCUCGAAUGAGCAUUCCAUUCA